UGACUGGUAUGGCAUUCGAAUUUUGUCACUUAAAGUUUUGUUUACGCCUCUUGUUUUCUGAUAAUUUUUGGGAAUAUUCCCAUACAUAUGCUUGCAUGUGUUAAUGUGUGUCAGAAAAAUCGAUAUAAUUUUUUGCACCCUGUCGUGUGCGACCUAAUUUUUUUUAUGGUGGAUUAGAAAUUUAAAAUUACGUUAUAAUUUAUGAAAUUUGGGUUGCACACGACAGGGUGCAAAAAGUUAUAGCGUUUUGAAGUUACCAUUACAAGAUGGCUAGAAUUCAAAUUUUUCAAAUUUUUUAAAUUUUAGAAUUUAGUUUAUAGUGCCUACAACAACUUUUAGGUUUAGGUAAACCUUCCCAAAAUUACGUGACACCCAGUGCAUCAAAUGCAAAAUUUUUCUUAUAUUUUUUACAAAUUUAAAUUCUCGGCCAAUUUCUAACAUAGAAUUUUUAUUUUUUCACUAGUAACUUUAUUUAAGUCGUACGUAUUUAUGGUAAAAUUAGCCCUAAAAUCUGAGACGUGGCCCGCAACACAUGAUUGACAUUGACGUGGACCGACCCAUAAAUAAAAAGAUAUCGUUCAAAAAAGAGUGGUAACAGUCUUAAUAUUCCCUUUGACAAAUAAACUCCCUUGCUUUGUGCAGUUUAAAAUUCAAUAAGAUACGUAUUUAUAAAUUUUUCAACCUUGACCUUGAACCCAUAUCAUGAUUUCUAACAUUGUCCUUGGCAUGUUAACCUGCCUAACAAAUUGGUCGGGCCGACUGCAACUGUACUUGCUGAAUAAUUUCUUUCGUACGAGAUGUAAAGAAUUUUGGACGGAGUAUUUGAACAAGGUGGACAUCCAAGUUAAUGGCGAUAGACCUUGGGAUAUACAGAUUCAUCACGAAGACGUUUACACUCGUGCCCUGGAUGGUCUCGGGAUGGGAGAAACUUACAUGGAAGGACUGUGGGACUGUGCCGAUUUGGCUGGCCUAUUUACUCGGGCAUUGUCCGGGAAACAGUCGGAUAUUUUGAAACUUUGUCAAAACCCGAUCCUCCGAUUUAAAAACUUUGUAGAAUGUUCCCUGCUAAAUUUGCAAACGAAAGAAAGGGCCAAGGAUAAUGUAAAAGCACACUACGAUCUUGGUAACGACCUCUUCGAAGCCAUGCUAGAUUCCAGCAUGACUUAUUCCUGCGCCUACUGGAAAACAGCUGAUAACUUAGAAGACGCCCAAUUCGACAAGAUGGAGCUUAUCGCGAAAAAGCUCAACCUUCUCCCCGGUACGACCGUCCUGGAAAUCGGGUGCGGCUGGGGUGGGCUGGCCCGGCAUUUGGCCAAACACUAUGGCGUUUCAGUCACUGGAAUCACGGUAUCAAAGGAACAAGCCCUUUACGCAGAGAAACUUUGCACCGAUCUCCCGGUCAAAAUUGAGCUUCUCGACUAUCGCGACGUGGUCGGAACGUUUGACCGGAUCGUGUCCAUUGCUUGCUUGGAACAUAUCGGAUCUAGGAAUUACGAUACAUUUUUCGAUAAAGUGCACAAAUGCUUGAAAGAUGAUGGUCUAUUUCUCCUCCAUUCUGGGGGAAUUAAUCACCACGGGCUACCUCGGGCUGGACCUUGGAUAAGCAAGUACAUCUUCCCCGGAGGUCAGAUGCCGUAUUACAAGGAAAUUACGAAUGUUAUCGAGAAACGGUUUAUCAUCGAAGACUGGCAAAAUAUCGGGUUUGAUUAUUCAAAAACUUUGGCCGCUUGGUAUGCCAAUUUUAGCAAAAAUUGGGACAAACUUAGACCAAAAUAUGGCGACAAAUUUGAAAGGAUGUGGACCUAUUAUUUGCAAAUGUGCAACGGACUAUUUCAAGCCAGACUGAUUCAGGUGUGGCAAAUUGUCUUGAGCAAGAAUGGCGUCAAAGGGGGAUACUACGGGGGACGAUGAUGUUUCAUAUGAUGUGAGCAAAAACAGG
This is a messenger RNA of Folsomia candida, 1939 nucleotides long. RefSeq names its product cyclopropane-fatty-acyl-phospholipid synthase. Lineage: Eukaryota; Metazoa; Arthropoda; Collembola; Entomobryomorpha; Isotomidae. Bases 703 to 1911 code for a protein of 402 amino acids. The transcript is spliced from 4 exons. Gene Ontology annotation, biological process: lipid biosynthetic process. The record is from RefSeq and is a predicted model, not a curated record.